This is a messenger RNA of Camelina sativa (false flax), 907 nucleotides long. The record is from RefSeq and is a predicted model, not a curated record. NCBI's taxonomy places the organism in Eukaryota, Viridiplantae, Streptophyta, Magnoliopsida, Brassicales, Brassicaceae.
GGCAUGAAUUAUCUUCACCACUGUAGUCCACCCAUCAUUCACCGUGACCUGAAGUCGUCAAACCUACUGGUUGAUCGAAACUGGACCGUGAAGGUUGCUGACUUUGGUCUUUCUCGCAUCAAGCAUGAGACGUAUCUCACUACAAACGGAAGGGGAACGCCGCAAUGGAUGGCACCAGAAGUUCUUCGGAAUGAGGCUGCUGAUGAAAAGUCCGAUGUUUAUAGCUUUGGAGUAGUACUAUGGGAGCUUGUAACAGAGAAGAUCCCAUGGGAAAAUCUAAAUGCUAUGCAGGUGAUUGGAGCAGUGGGGUUCAUGAACCAGAGGCUGGAAGUUCCAAAGGACGUUGACCCUCAGUGGAUUUCUUUAAUGGAAAGCUGCUGGCAUAGUGAACCGCAGUGUAGACCGUCGUUCCAAGAAUUGAUGGACAAACUAAGAGAGCUUCAAAGGAAGUACGCUAUGCAGUUCCAAGCAGCUCGUGCUGCAUCAGUAGACAACUCUUUGCUCAAGGAAAAAUGAACCGGAAGAACAGAGAAUCUGAAUAUGCAUUUCGCAUUCAAGGCAAGAGAAAAGAAGAAGCUUAUGUGGUACAAAAGAAGAAGUUUGGUGGAAGUUGCAAUGAAGAGAAGCAGCUGAAGAAAGACUUUGAUAUUAUACUCUCUCUCAUUGCUGGGAAAGAGAAGUUAUAUUCAAUUCUUUAUAUGGAAGUUCAAUUCGAAACCAGUCAUGUGUUUGCGAUGAGAGCCACAGAGGGUAUACAUAUAUAUAUAAUUGUGCCUAUCUAUUUAUGUAAUUCAUGUUGAGAGGCAGACCCAGCUCUUAAGAAUAGUCUGUACAGGUGAAAAAACGAGUAAAAAACAAGAUUUGUAAGCCUAAUUUUUAGUAAAUAGUGUCACAUUUAUUUGGAUCA